GAGGGUUAAAUUACCGUACCUCCGGGGUGACGCGUCAGGAAUGUAAACUUUACGGGGGAGAUUUGAGGGAAGGUUUGGGACCUCCUGUCGGUCCAGUAUGGAACCAAAUCUUGCCGCUACCAGCCUUGCCGAGACAUAAGACAUGAAAAACCUUACAAGAUAAAAUAGUGUAUUUUUGCAAGCGUCUACAAAACUCCGUCCAGCCAGCGACCCAAUCAUGGCCUUCAGCCGCAGCAGCCUCCCGUCACCCACGGAGAUGACCAUUGCCUCCCUCCGCAACUCUGUGGACAUCCUACAGAUAGAGAACACCAGCUUAAAGGCAGACCUGGAACGAGAACGUGGUGUCAUAAGACACAUGCACCGCGACCAGUUCGCAAAGAUAAAACAACUCCAGGACAAGGAACAACAGAAUGUGUCCAUGAAGGUAGAAGCCGUGAGAAACCAGCUCCAGCUGGAGAAAGAGCAAGAACUCGCCAAACUACAGGAUUCUUUAACCAAGGAGCACAAUGCAGAGGUGCAGAAGUUGUUAAGACAGAAGGAAAAUGAGAUGAAACAGAUGCAGGUUAUGUUUAACAAGGAGAAAUUAGAGCUGCAGACUCGUCUGAAUGCCGCUCAGAAGGGGGAAACAAAUACUGACAGGUUGCACAGCAGUUUUGAGGCAGAGAAGUCUCGGUUACAACAGGAGAUCAGCUCCCUAAAGGAAGGUAAGAAGAAGCUGGAGGGGGAGUUGAGCUCAGUGACUGCAGCAGACAGACAGAAGGCUGCAGAACUCAGGCAGGCUCAUGACCAGCUGCAGCAGCAGGCAGCCAAGCUCAGGAAGGAGGCGGACCAACAAGUCCGCAGACUGAUGAAUGAGUUGAAGAGCAGAGAACAUGUGAUAGAACAGCUGGAGAAGGACCUGGGCAGCCAGGCAGGGCAGGCGGAGCACCUGCGGGUAGAGAGGGAGGAGAUGGAGAGACAGCUGCAGCUGGGUAACACCUCACCUGACAGGACCACGCCCAGGAGGAGGGCGGGGUCUGUGGAGGGAUCUGUAGAGGAGAAAGAUCAGAUGAGAAAGAUUUGGAAAUUGGAAGGUGACAAGACUACUAUGGCGAAACAGGUGAAGGAUCUGGAGAGUCAGGUGCGCCCACUGAUUGAUAAGAACCAGCGUCUGGAGAGGAAGUUGGACGAGCUGACCGGUACGGUCAAGAGAAAAGACGAGGAAAACCGCAGACUGAGAGAGCAGUUGGACCUGGUGGACACACGGUUACGGAGGGAGACAGCUGCCCGCAGUCGGUCCAACUCACAGUCCAGUCUGCCCACGGAUGACCUGGAGCAGCUGAAGAGCACCAUCACUGACCUCAAGAGACACAUAGCUGAUAGUGAGAAGAGGAGAGAGUUGGUUUCACUGAGGAAAAAGAAGUCCAAACUCCCCAGCCCCAGGAAGAAAGGAGCAAAGUCCCGUGGUGUUGUGGAGACGUAUUUUGGUUAUGAUGAGGAGGCCAGUGUGUCCUGGGAUUCAGAGUCCUCCUUCUCUGUCGACACAAACUCCGAACUGGACAUCUCUUUCUCCGAAGAUAGUUCAGUCUUUGGUUCAGAUACACCUGAAAAAGACAAGCUGGAGGCAUCCAUGCAGCAGCUGAAUCAGGAGCACCUGCAGCUGCAAAGGGCAUUCCAGCUGCUGCAGGAGCACCUGGCAGCUACCACUGAUGUGGAGAGGGAGGGGAAGAUGCGUGUCCAGCUGCAGAAUGACUUGCUGUUGGCCCAGGCUAAGAUAGAGGACCUGCAGCGAGCACUGAGCGCCCAGGGGCAGGAUACAGGGUGGGUGGAGGAGAAGGAGAGACUCAACCUGGAGAACAGGCAGCUACAGGACAGGAUACAGCAGUUAGAAGGUGUUGAGAAACAGCUGCAGCAUCAGGUGACAGACACAGAGGAGCAGAUGGAGCUGCUGGAGUUCCGUAUCCUGGAGCUGGAGGAGAAGGAGCGCUCCUCACCACUCCUCAAGGAGCCUAAGGACGUUGUUUUGGGAGAGAAGACUUCUUCAGUAGAUGGUGCCAAGCGCCAGUUUGCUAACAGUGAUGAUGACUACAGUGCCAUACAGAGGUUGUGCAAUGAUGAGGGCUUGCAGGACAUCAAUGUAUUUGAGAUGAAGAGAAAAUUAGAAGAUGUCACUCAGAAAGAGGAUCUAGACUCAGAGGAACAGCUUGUUUUGCUGCAGGCUAGGACAAUACUGGACCUGGUGGAUAAGAAACUGAAACACUGGAGAUCAGUAGAAGAUGACCUUGGAAAGACAGUGGAGAAAUUGACAGAGGAGAAGACUGUUCUGACCAGACAGAUGUCCCAGAGUGAGGAUGAUCACGGGGCAACACAACAGCACCUACAGGCAGCUAACCAGAGAAUAAAGGAGUUGGAAGACCAGUCGAUUGCUGAAGUCCAGUCUGCACAGGCGGCCACAGCUACUGCAGUCCAGGGUCUAGAAGACGAGAACGCCCAGCUGAAACUCAUGGAGGCCAAGGCCAGGGCCGAGAAGGACGUUGCCAGGCAACAGGCAGACAAGCUGGAGGGAAUCGUGCAGGAGCUGAAGCAGAAACUGGAGAGUUCAACCCAAGGUCGCACCUACGAGAACGAGCUGCUGUUUCAGAACCUGGACAAACUCAAGGAGGCCCAGAAGAGACUAUCUGACUUGGAGCAGGAAGAGGAGAGACACAAGGCCUACAUCAAACAGCUAGAAGACAUCAGGGCUAGUUAUGAGUCUGACCCAGAGUCCCCACUGGCACUGUCGUCAACAGAUAUACUACAGAAGGAGGAUACUUCAAGUCUUAAGGAGAGAAUUCAAGACUUGGAAGAGAGUGAAAGAAAACUCCAGGAGAAGGUCGAUGACUUGUCUGCCCAGGGUGACUCCUUAAAGGAGGAGAACUCUCAGCUGAAGGAAAGAGUGACAUUACUGGAAGACAAUGAUAAAGAGCUUCGAGACUUGGUGGAAGAACUGUCUACGUCAGAACUGUCGCUGAAAGGGGAGAACACAGAACUUAAAGAACAGAUUCUCAAACUGUCAGAAACUUCCUUGCAGGAUGUUAAUGGACAGAAGGAGAGAAUAGAAGAUUUAGAGGAAAAUAUCAACAGAUACAAGGAGCUCAUUGACAAGCUGACAGACUCCAGCAGUAAACUUCAGGUAGAAAAUGCUGAUCUUAAAGAAAAGCUGCAAGACCUUGAGGUGCAAGAACAUCCUGUUGAAGACAACACUGUCACAAGCCCUACAGGAAACAUUGAACUGGAAAAUAGACUACGGAAAGUAGAAGAGGAAAAUAGAAAACUUAAAGGCCAGGCAGAAGACUUGGCUGCCACAGAAAGCAUUCUAAGAGAGGAAAACCACAACUUGAAGGAAAUCAUUGAAGACAUUGAAAAACAGGCCAGUGAGUUCAAGGAGAUGAUGGAGAAGAUGACUGCAUCAGAGAAAUGUCUUGAAGACAAAAAUGCCAAACUCAGGGAUGAAGUGUCUAGGCUGAAGUCUGUGGCAGAGUCCACAACAGAAGAAAAUGACAGAUUAAAAACAGAGGCCAAGAAACACAACCAUACCCAAGAGGAGUUGACGCAUGCCUUGGAAAGUGUGAGGGCUGCUGAAGUAGAGCUUAAAAAGGAGUGUCUGAGCUUAAGGGAAAAAAUCUGGCUUCUCGAGGAGAAAGAAACUACACUGAAAGAAGUUGUUAAAGACUUCAAGACGACAGAAGGUGACCUUCAGGAUGAGAACAACAGACUGAAGGAUGAACUUGAAGGUCUCCAGGAGACCAUGAAGGAGUUGGAGAUUGCAGGGAGUAGUUUGCCCAGGCUUGGAUCAGAAGGGUCAAUGCCAAGAGACGGUUCAGUGGAUCUUGAUGAAGAUGAGACAGAGCUGUGGAAGAAACUUGAGAACUGGGAGUUCAAGAGGGACAGUAAUUCAUCUGCCACGGUUAGCAAGGUGUCUGAGGAGAAAGAGACACAGACAGAUACUCUAGAGGACACUCAAAAUGCCAUACCAACAAAAGAAAACAUUUCUCUGGAAGACAAAGAAACACAGACAGUAAAUGUAGCAAAGAAGGAAGACCCUGAUCCCAGGAUUACUAUUCUUCCAAUCAGGAUUCCAAAGAUUUUGGAGGAAAAGCAUGUACAGACAGAAGGACAGGGAGAGGUUGUUACACAUGUUGAGAAGGAGAAUGUCAGGUUGAUGCAAAAGAUCAGAGAACUUGAAGAUACCCUUAAGUCUUCCGAAUGUCAGGGUCAAAGUAGUUCUCUCCCCGAGAAACCAGAAGAACUCAAAGUUGGAUAUGGGUUUUCUCACUUCUGGCCAGACGUCAGUGAGAGUGCCAAGAAGAGGAUCCGUGAGCUGGAAGCCAACAAAUAUGCCCUUCAGGAGGAGCUGGAACGGGUCAAAAAGUGUGAGUCUCACCUCCGUACCAGGAACACUGAGCUGGAAACAUCCAUACAUCUGCUGAGUGCUAACCUGUCCAGAGCACAGGAGGGGAGAGAUCAGCCAGAGGACUAUGAAAGUUUUAAAGAGGACCAAGAACAGCAGGAGUGUGCUAUUGGUACCCUGGAGAUGGCCACCAUGGUGUUUGAACAGAAACUGGCCCAUCAGAAGGCAAUAGGUGAUGGGCUGGAUCGUGCCAUAUUUGGAGUUGAUCCUGCAGAAUGUAGGAGAGUAAACUGCCCUCUGUUGGGGAAACACCAUCAGCUGUUGCAGGAAGAGGAGCGGUUAAAACUGAAGAUUAAAGAACUAGAGGUAACGAUAGCAACGUACAAGGAGCAGCUAGCUUUGUUGAAAGAUGCAGAAAAGGACGAACUCUUACAGAAAGUGGUGGACUUAGAAGUCCAACAGAAAAACCUUACAGAAGAAAACAAAGGGAUGGCAAGAGAGUCAGAAGAGUUGCGUGUCCAGAUAACAGACCUGAAGGCAGCCGAGGAGGACUGGAGAAUGCGUGUUCAGGAACUGGAGGGAAUCGGACAGUCUGGUACUGAAAGUGAGAGUGAGAGCCACGCUAGACGAACCAUCAAAGAACUGGAGAUGUCUGAAAGAAGACUUCAGCUGGAACUGGAGGAAGCAAAAUCGACAGCCGAAACUCUCAAAGACAGAGUCUUGGAACUGGAGAGAAUUGAAAGGGAGUUAAGAGAAGAACUGGCAAAAACAAAGCAGGAGAGAGAUGAAGCUAAGGAGGAUGACGGGUCCUUGUCAAAAAGAAUCCAGGAGUUGGAAGAUUCUGAAUCCCAGUUGAAGAGUAGACUUGCUGAUGCAGAGGCAAAGGAAACAGUGCUGACUGAAUCCUUGAAGUGUGCUAAUGAGAAGGCGAGGGAACUUGGGGAGUCACUGAAGUGUGCAAACACUAAAGUCGAUGAACUUGGUGAAGCUGCAAGAGACUCCACAGAAAGAGAAGCAAAGCUGGCUGACCGUAUUGAGACACUGGAGAAGUCGGAACAAGAGUUGAUGGAAAAACUUGAGAAAGUACACUCUGAAUCUCAGCCGGAAGACCAAGGGCAAGACCGUGACUUGAAGGAAGCAAAAAUCCAUUUGCAAAAAAGAGUUGCUGAGCUGGAAGCUUCAGAAGCUGCCCUCCAAGAACGAGUUGAAAUUCUGGAGAAAUCUGAAAAAGACUUAUUGGACAAGCUUUCUAAAGCCAAUGCCAUUGCAGAGAAGAGUAGUGACUCAGAGCUUGAAAGUGAGAUAAAACAGCUAAGAAAACAAGUUGGAGACUUUGAACAAACUGAAAGGCAACAUAAGGAAAGAAUUGCUGCUCUUGAAGCUUUAGAAGGAUUUCUACCUCAGCCUGUGGAGAAAUCUGAACAAGAAUUCACAGAAAAGUCUGAAAAAGCUGAUGAUAUGUCAGAGCUACAUGAUCUAAGCAGUGAAGGAGAAAGUGAUAUGCAGUCGUUAAGAAGGCAGUUGAGUGACUUUGAAGAAACAGAGGCUCACCUGAGAGAAAGAAUUGCUGAGCUGGAAGCUUCAGAAUUGGCACUUCAAGAACGUGUUGAGAUCCUGGAGAAGUCGGAGGAAGAACUGAUGGAGAAACUAGGAAAGGUCAGUUCCAUCAGUCAGCCUGAGGAUCCAGGAACUGACCCGGGCAGUGAGUUACAGUGGCUGCGAAGUCAGCUCAUCGACUCGGAGGAAACAGAGACACAGCUGAAGGCAAGAAUCGCAGACCUGGAAGCUUCAGAAGGUGCUCUCCGAGAGACACUGGGACAGGCUGACACCAUCAUGAGUGAGAGAGAGGCUGGGUUUAAGGACCAGAUUGAAGUUCUUCACCUCACGCAAGUCAAACUUAAGGAAAGAAUCUUUGAGCUGGAGACAUCUGAGGAGGAACUCAAGGAGCAGCUUUUUGAGUUUGGGGUGGUCUUUGAUGACGGUGAUCUGGAAAAGAAGAAGGAGAGGAAAAAGUCGGUACGAGACCAGGAAACAGAAGGUGACUCUCUGGCAGAUGAGAUUGGGAAGCUGCGGGGUACAGAGGAGAUGAGUGCAGCUGAGUCUCUCACAGAGAGUGCUAGAUUAGAACAACAACACAUCAACUGGGAGAACAAGUGCAAAGAACUAGAGGCAGAAGAACAACUUCUCUCAGAAAAAUGUAAAGUCUUAGAGGAAUCUCAAACAUCCCUGACAGAGCAGGUCAAGGAACUCCAAGGUUCUGAAGAAAACCUGAAGCAGGAAGUGGAGAUUCUCAAUGAGGUAAAUGGGUCCUUGGAGAAGGAGCUGGAAGAUCUUAAGACAUCAGAAAAAGCACUGAAGGACGCGGUUAAUGAACUGCAGCAAGAAAAUGGAAACCUUAAAGACAAGAUCAAAGAGCUGGAGCAGUCAGAAGUCUCUUUGAAGCAGAAAAUGAGCAACUUGGACAAUACUGAGGAGCCAAGAACAAAGUCAAAUGAAAAUGAGGACGACUUAAAUGAGCUACUAGAAAAAGUAAUCCAGGAGAAGUCAGACUUAGAAGAGAAAGUUCAAGAACUUCAGCAGUCAGAGAAGUUGCUUAGGGAUAGAUUGCAGGAGCUCCAAAAUCCAGACGGAAGUGGGCAACAAGACAAAGAACAUAGUCUGGCAAAGGAGAAUUCUGAGCUAAAAAUGAGAAUACAGGAGUUAGAGGAGGCAGAAACUGCAUUGAACAAGAGGAUCCUUGAUCUCAGGAAUGCAGAAGCAAAGAAACAAACUGCUGAACCUCAGCACACUGUCCCGGAGAGUGUUGAGAAAGAGAAUGCAGAACUUAAAGCCAGGUUACAGGAGGUUGAAUCCAGUGGGAUGGAUGAGAAGGUAGCCCAGCUACUGAAGGAGAAGGAGGAGUUGGAGCAGAAGGUUCUGGACCUGGAGGAGAAGGACCUUCAGCAGCAGGAGAGGAUUCUGGAGAUGGAGAUGGGAGCAGAGUCUGCUGAUAGACAGAAACUAGCACCCUCUAGUCAACAGAAAAGGUUAGAGGAGGAAUUGCAAGAAGCCAAAAAGAGGGUACAGGAGCUUGAAGGAAGUGAGCAAGCUCUUCUGGACAGGUUGGAUGAACUGGAAUACCAGCAGGAUGGCACAGACAUGGUACAGCUGCCCAGAGAGGAGCUGGAUAGGCUAAAGGCUCAGGCACAACAACAGGACAGCACAGACAUGGUACAGCUGCCCAGGGAGGAGCUGGACAGGCUAAAGGCUCAGGCACAGCAACUGGACAGCACAGACAUGGUACAGCUGUCCAGGGAGGAGCUGGACAGGCUCAAGGCCCAGGUACAGCAACAGGACAGCGCAGACAUGGUACAGCUGCCCAGGGAGGAGCUGGACAGGCUAAAGGCUCAGGUGUCCCUCCUGAGGGAGACAGAGGAGAAGCUGGAUGACCUUGAAGAGGAGGAGGAGCAGCUCAAGGACAGAUUACAGCAUUCGAGGCAAAGAUCCAGGAUGGAUGUUCAAGCUGCAAAGCUCCAAAAGAAUUAUGAGGCCCUCCAGCAGGAACAUGAGGAACUGCAGGCUCAAGUGCAUCAGCUGAAGGCCAAGUUGAGGGACGCCACGUUAGCCGGACCUGUCAAAGAUGUUCGUAACAAGCGCACACAGACGGAUCUGUCCUGGAUGGACGGUGCUGUAGACCAGUAUGGACGAGCGGUGGUGGUGGAACCAGAGAUCCCCCGCCCUGCGUCCAGCGCGGCGCGGCCCCCCCACACCGCCGGCAGGAUGAGCCCGGAGCAGCUGGACCAGGAAGUACAGAACUUGAAUGUGGACAUUGGGAAUCUUCUGGAACAAAAGCUACGACAGAAGCCUGUAUCCCGCGGCGUCCCUCCCCUCCCUACCUCCACUCCGCCACACUUACGACCACGCUCAGGCUCCCAGCUAUCCCAUCAUACCAUGGGUGACGUGUCAGACAUGGACAGUGAGGCUGAAGCUCCGCCCCUUCCCAGCUCUGCCCCGCCUCCCGUCCGCCCGCGGGCGCAGACCACUGAGUCAGAAGGGUCAGAGGUCGGGGCGGUACCUGCCAUACGGACCUCCCCUCCCACCCCCCCUCCCCAGGACUUCCCUCAGCGGGGUUCUGUGGGUGCCAAGGUCGCGACCUUCACUUCCCCACAGGACGACGCUGGCUCUGAUACAGACCAGGAUGGGGAAGACCUCCCAGAGGAAGGAGCUGUAGCAGCUCGUGUAGCAGCGUUUGAGGCCCAGAGUCCGCUGAAGUCCCCGGGAGACAGGAGCCUGCCGGACAGUGGGCUGGGCAGGACACUACUGGGGACAGACAGCAGUCUGGACACUACAGCUAGUCCUCCUACUGGACUGUUUGACCCUCAGGACCAAAUCAACAAGUGGGUUGAAAAUCGCCGUCAGCGUAAGGGUCUGUCCCGCGGCUUCACUGUUCCAGUCGGAACCAGACGCAGGCGGUUCUAUGACAGGAGCGAGGAGAACAGCUUGGCAGACGAUCCUCCCCUGCAGAGUCAACCUGACCAGGACAGCGCUGAGGAGCAACAUGUGAAGGAGUUAAAGGAAACUAUUGAACAGCUGCAGAAGGACAACCAGGUGAAAGAUGAAGCUCUGAAGGAUCUUCAGAAGGCAUUAGAAGAUUUACAAGGAGAAGUGAAGGACAAAGAAGGAAAGUUGCAGGAUGUCAGUAAGGCAGAGAGACAGCUACAGGAGGAUAUCAAGAAACAUGCACGAGACCUGGCACACGGGAGGGAGGAGAUCCAGUACCUGGAACAGACCCUGAGAGACAAGGAAGAAGACCUACGGAAGCUGCGUGAGGAUCAGAGACAGCUGGAGAGAGAUCUCAGGGCCAAGGAAGAUGCCAUGGCAAGUUCUGCACAAAUGAGAGAAAAGGUACUUGGUCAGGAAAAGGAACUCCAUGAGAAGGAUGACUACUUGAGGAAUUUGGAGAAACAGUGUCGGGAACUGAAACAAGAGGUGGAACGAUUGAAACGUGAGCUGGAGAAGAAAGAACGUGACAGCGAUGUGACCUACUACAAGGCCCAGGCACAAAUGAAGGAAGGAGAGAUCAGACAAAAGGAUGAGGAGAUCCACAGGCUGAGAACAGAGAACAGGAAGCUGGAGGGUGAAGCCCAGCAGGCAGACAGACAGUGUCGGAAGCUGCAGAAGGAGAAGGACGGCCUGCAGGCACAGGUGGCGCGGCUGCAGCAGCUGGAACAGAGGUGUGCCGAGCUGCAGAAACUACAGGACACGCUCAAGAAGGAGAAUGACCAGCUGCUGAGGAAGGCAGAGAAGCUGCAGAAGGCGGAGCAGGAGAUCAGCCUGCUGCGGGAAACCGUGGCCACGCUGCGAGCACACCUGCGGGACAUCGAGGCAGUCGACAAGGAGAAGGAAGAUCUCAGGGCCAGGCUGGAUGCCAUCUCUGACCUCAAACAGAGGAUGGACGGUAUCCCCACCAGUGACUAUGACACAGACCAUCCCAGUAGAGGCUCCCCUUACAUGAUGACCCGCACCCUCCCUGCUGACCUGAACAUGAAGGAUCUGUCCAGCAGAACUCCUACUGCUCCUACAGACACCACAGCUGACAUGGAUGAGGUCUCCAGUAUUAUUGACCUUGAGGUCAGGACAGCCUUGGCUCCUUUACAGGCCAAGGUGUCUCGCAUGCGUGUGAAGUGUCGUGAGAGAGACAGGAUGAUCAUGACCCUGCUGGAUGAGCUCCAGCGCUCCGUGGACCCUGAUGUAACAAUAGUCCAUACAGCUGAGGACCUGGCAUCAGAGAUGUUAGAGGAGUAUGAUGACCCCAUCAGCCCCAUCUCUGGGAGCAUGGGGAAUCUCUGUUGCUAUGCAGCAUUCGGGUCAUCCUCAGAACGAAGCUCUGGCCAGGCUGACAGUGGUCGAGCUUCAGACAUCAGUAGAAGACAGAUGGUUCGACACAGUACCCCCACCACUGGGGCAUCUACCUCCCCUGCCCCCAGUGCUGGCACCAGGUCAUCCCCCCUGUUGGAUGACAUUGACGUUCUCCCCACACGGCUGGAUAAUGGACAUGCCAUCAAAGAUGACCUGGACCUGGUGCCUGUACGAAGGAGAAGGAAACAGAGGCCAAAGUUGACAGCAGGCCAGUCCAGCCCUGAGCAAAUGUUAGAGCUGCACCAGACCCUCCAGGACACACACACCAAUAACUAUGAUGUGCCGUUCCUGCCCCUCCCUCUCCCUAAGCUGGAUUCUCCUGAGAGCAGGACCAGGAGGCCUCGGACUUCUCCCAGCUCAGACGGUGACAGGAACAAACAUGGCAGGGAGAAGACCCCAAACCGUAGUGGGACACGGUCUCACACCUCAUCAAGGCAAGGAAUCUCGUCAAAGUCCAAAGCAAUCUGGGACCAAUUCUACAUCACCAGAUGCAUUAUCCAGGUCACAUGGACCGAACUGGUACCCACCCCCACUGAAUGA
Molecule: messenger RNA, 10807 nt
Organism: Branchiostoma belcheri (Belcher's lancelet)
Lineage: Eukaryota; Metazoa; Chordata; Leptocardii; Amphioxiformes; Branchiostomatidae
Product: golgin subfamily A member 4-like
Exons: 48
Coding region: 218-10807 (3529 amino acids)
Molecular function (GO): microtubule binding; kinase binding
Source: RefSeq, a predicted model, not a curated record